UGUAUUUCUCUUUAUAUACUCAUUUAUAACUUAUUUUAUUGUUUAGUAUAUAACAAUUAUUUAGUAGAUAUAUGUUGCGUGUAUUUGUGUGUAUGGGUGCGUGACGUUUGGUAUGGCUCAGUGUCAGAAAUGCCUAUCCCAACAAGAACAGCACCUAAACCUCCUGGAAAUCCAAUUGAUCAACGGAACAAUACAUGGAGUAACAAUGAUCCGUUCGGGCCUCUAACAAUACCACAGCCAAUUCAAAAGAAAAAGCCACCUCCUCGGCCGCCACCUCCUCGAAUUAAGAAGGAUAAUAUUCAAAAUAAUUUAAAUAAACAAAGAAAACCCACAAGACCAACGGAACUCAUUACAAAUUUAUUUGGAAUACGCUCAGCUAAGCAGCCACAAAUCAAAUCAAUUUAUUCGCAUAAUCGAUCUACAUGUACAAAUGGUCAAUCAAAUAAUUCAUCAGAAGGAACAGUGUCACUAAUAGACUUAAGUCCGCCUGGUUCACCUACAUUUACUAUAAGAUCCAGUAGCGAUGGUGUUAGUAUUGAUAGUUUUGGAAGUGAUGGAAAUUCAAAUCCAUCGGUAUUAACAAGUAGUAGUGGUAAUACAUCACAGAAUGAAAGUGCCUUCGAAGAUGAUUUUGAUUUUUUUGGUAGUUUAUCUAAACAUACUAUCCAAAAUGAUCCGUGGAAACAAAAUACACCUUUUGACUCUCUUUCACAAAAAAAAAGUAUCAAUGCAAGUUUAACAAAUGGAAUUAAACAUGUUGGUGAACCCUCGUUUAUUUCUUAUAACAACGAGCAAUUAUUUACACCAAUGUCUUCAACAAAUAGUGUUUCAACGAUGCCAACAAUUAUUCGCGCUCGACCUCCGAAACCACCAGCGCCUAAAUUGCUUACCACCACUAGUUUAGCGCCAACUGUUCCAAACUUUAAUGUUCCUUCAAGUGCACCGAAGGUAAUAAAUAGCUCUUGUACUUUUAAUGAAAAUUUAACGUGGCCUACUGCGAUUAGCGCAACGCUAUCAGAAGGUAAUUCUUCACCACCUAUGCCAUCAAUUCCACCACCAGCACCGCCACCAGAAUAUUUAGCACAAAUAGAAUGUUCGACCACACAAAAAAAAUCUAGACCACAAGGUGUUGCUUUGUAUGAUUUUGAAGCAACUCAAUUUGGAGAUUUAUCAUUGAAAGAAGGUGAUAUUGUGUUUUUAACUAAAAAAAUCAAUGAUGAAUGGUUGGAAGGUCAGAUAGGGAAUCAUAUUGGGAUGUUCCCUGCUAAUUUUAUCAAUAUAACAGUACCAUUAAAUGAAUGCUCAUCUGAUAUUGUAAAUGCGUUGUAUACCUUUAAUGGAGAAACCUGGGAAGACUUAAAUUUUGAGGAAGGUGCAAAAAUUAAAGUUUUAUCGAAAAUAUCUGACGAUUGGCUUUAUGGUGAAUAUCAAGGUAAAAAAGGGCAGUUUCCAACGAAUUACAUCGAUCGGGUUCCUAGUAACUUACCAAAAUAUUUAUAA
Messenger RNA from Cotesia congregata, 1500 nucleotides. NCBI's taxonomy places the organism in Eukaryota, Metazoa, Arthropoda, Insecta, Hymenoptera, Braconidae. The record is from the annotation of a GenBank genome assembly.